This is a messenger RNA of Symbiodinium sp. CCMP2592, 6168 nucleotides long. NCBI's taxonomy places the organism in Eukaryota, Dinophyceae, Suessiales, Symbiodiniaceae. The record is from the annotation of a GenBank genome assembly.
AUGAGUGACCAACUGUCAAGUGAUGAAAGGGGAGAAUCCAGGCCAGUUGGUGAGAGCUACGUCGAAGAGUUUCAAGCUCACCUUGACAAUCUGGCUUGCGGCGACUCUGUUGAGAAUUACAGUCGUGAUUUCCUGCAAGACAGGUCUCCUGCUCUGAGUGCGAGUUUUGACCCCAGUGACUUCGAGGAGGUACAAUGGUACUCAAAGGCGAAUCUGUCUGACAAGGGUAGCGAUCUCCCUCCUGGUUCUCUGACAGCAGAGGAGACUCCGAGGCAUGUGCCCUCGCAGGGCUCUGGCAUACCGGGGUCUUCUUCUGAUGAUCGUGUAUUCAAUGUUCCAGCUGCCGUGGCUUUUGCACAUCAGUCUUUACCCACUGCAGGUCUGGAGCAGUGCUGGGAGAAGGGGAUUUGGGCGGACAUUUUUGGAUCGCCAAAGGAUUUGUUUCAUGGAAUGCAUGGUUCUGUGUAUAAGAGACCGGAGGCCGUGCUUUUCGAAAGUGAUUCUUCGCGCUUGAAGGCUGCCAAGACUUCUGGUUCGGCAGAUAAAUCUGGCGGAAGUUUUACUUAUCUGAAUGCAGUUAAAGACCGUGAAGCGGUAAGCUGGAAGGCCAAGAGGGACAAGGAGCGGUCAGAGGCUCUUUACCUCUGGCAGGGGCUCAUUGAGUCUUGGCCCGCCAAGCUGGCCGUGAUUCGGCAACUUUUGGACCUGGGGCAUUUGCCUAGAUAUUUCAUGGUUGAAGAUUUACUUGGUGGCAAGGCGCCCGCUACUUUACGCAAGCGGUACAGGUCUCUGCUGGGUUACAACAACUUCUUGAGUGACCGAGGGUUGGGUUUUCCUGGAUCGGAGGAGAUCUUUUACCAGUACCUGUGUGGUAUGCGGGAGGCAGGCAGGCCUGCUUCUGCUCGGAAGGCAGUUCUUGAAGCCAUCACGUUCACGAGAUUUGUGGUUGGGAUUCCGGAACUUGCUGAGCUGGGUGAGAGCAAGCGCUGCCACGGCAGCGCGAAGCAGCGAGAUUUCAAGGCUCGGGUCCAGGCCUCUCCCUUUACAGUGGCCGAGCUGACCAAGCUUCACUAUAUUCUCGCUAAUGAUUCUGAGCUGUGGAACAGGCUGAUGGCCGGCGCCCUCCUUUUCGCAACUUACGGCAGGGCUCGCUGGGAGGAUUUGUCCCACGCAGAGUCCAUUACUGUGGAUCGUGGAGAGAAUGGCGAGGCGGCUUUCAUAGAGGCCGGUGUGGGAGUCCACAAGACAAUGGGUGCCAAACUCAUGCGGGGGCAGCUGUUGCCCAUGGUGGCGCCUGGUGUGGGUGUUACCGAAGACUUGUGGAUAGAACAAUUUAUGGAAACAAGAAGAUUGCUGGGAAUUGGUGAGCCGCCGCUUUUCCCUGUGAUGCCGGCGCCAGAUCACCAAGGAUUCCCCACUGUUCGGAGUCUUGAGUCCGACGAGGCGGGGUCUUGGGCUAGGCUGUUGCUUUUCGGGAGCGCGGACCCGAUUCCGGACAGGCGCGUGUCGAGCCAUUCUUGCAAGUGCACUUGCAUUAGCUUUGCGACCAAGUUCGGGGCAAGUCCGAAUGAGUGCCUUGAGGUUCGUGGUGAUGGCUCACUCACUGCGGGGCUGUCCACUCAAGGCGUCAAAUCUUUCCGCUCGCUUGCCUUCGCUCUUGGAACCCCUCAAAGCCCACCGACCGAGGAUGCCUUUAGAGAGCUUGCGAAACUUGUGUAUGCGACUGGCGAGCCGACUGUAGGUGAGUUGUCCAGCAUCAGGCAGCUUCACUUUGAGGCGUCUACUUUGGUUAUUCAGACUUAUAGGGACAUGGUGUCGCAUGAUUCAUCAGAUGGUGCACCGAUGAGAAAGCUUCCGCUGCCAGAGAAGCGGGCACGUAAGGAAUCUCAGCAGUCUAGGCUGGGAGGCAUAGACAUGGACGGAGAGCUCGACCCGUCUUAUCAGUUGAUUGAUGCUUGCAAUCAUCAGAUGGAGAAUGCAGUGAUUUACUGGCUUGCACCUUCUAAAUGCCCAAAGCGUGAGCAAGAGGUGAUCGCAGGUUUCAAGGAAAAGCCGAGCACCCUCCAAGUCGAGAACAACACUGUCAAGGUUGGAGGUCCGAGUGUCUCUGUGGAGUGCGAUACUACGGAUUCUUUGCGUUGUCAGUGGGCUUGGAUGCGAAGGGGUCUUGCUUAUGAUCAGUGCAGAAUGCUUUCUUACAAUGUUCAUCAGAAGUGGAUCCAGAGGCUCCUGGACUGCUUGUCACAGGUCCCUCCUCCGAAUUUCGCACCAGUUACUUUGACGCAGUGUGUCAGGGCAGACAAGGAGAUGUUCCUGCUCAUGUCACAGGAGGGCCUUCAAUCCUUCAAGCCGGGGCCGUCAGGUGUUCCACCUCUUGAUGCAGUCAUGUCCCGUUUAGCCUUCGAUCAGCGCAUCACUCAGUUCUUGCUUCCUAUGCAGAAGUCGCAGGUCGUGAGGGUUGCGCCAACAAAGGUGACGGAGGAUGACAAACCGUCUGUGCCUCCCAAGGUGCCACGCGUUGCGACUGAGAAGGCUAAGGCUAAGGCGAAAGCGCGAGGAGGCCCGAAGAACAAGCCGGCCGCCUUGGCAGCAUAUGAUACCAGGACCAAGUUUGGCAACGCGUGCUGGGGUUUCAAUCUUCCCGAUGGCUGCUCUAACAAGACUGAGAAGGAUCCGAAGUCAGGCUUUCAGAAGUGUGACAAAGGAGGGGAAGUGGCAGAAAGUUUUCACCUUGAGCAAGCUUCCGCCCCUUCCGAUGGAACAUCCGUAGAUGGGGUUGGCAAAGAUGCUGAUGCAUGUUCCGGGUCCGUGGAGCGGUUGGCUAUGAAGCGCAACUUCAGCCAAUUCUUGAAGACAAAUGUCGAUGCUGAGAGCUUGGAUGCUUGUAUGGCAUCGCGAGCUGACAAUCAGGUCGCAGAUCCAGUAUCUGCCGAUACCCACGAACAGAUGGCUCGCACCAUGCUCCAUGCAAACGCCUUUACUGCCAGCAACUGCAUUCGCCUGUUCGAUGCUUGCCCUAAGGACCGAUCUCUGCGAAGUGUGCAGGACAGCUCCGUUGCAGGGACGCGCAUAAGUUUUGGGUUCUAUGUCCGAGGUGGCAAGGCCAGCGUCUUCAACGCAUGCACGUCGGCGUCGGCCACCUGCCGAUUCUUUACCUCGGUGAUUCGAUUCGUCGACCCCACCCAUGUGUUCGGGGCCUUUCAGAUUCUUUCCGAUGUUCGCUCGGAGAUUCAUCUUGACAAAGCCAACGAAAAGGGAUCGAGGAAUCUUGUCAUCCCUCUCACUUUCUUUGAGCAAGGCCAGAUCUGGAUCAGGGAUGAGGCAGGGCAGCAUGAGAUUAAACACGGUAGCAUGUCCUACUUUGGGAAGUUGCUAGAUGUUAAUGCAGGGCCACUUCGCAUUGACCCAUCAGUGCAUCACGCAGUUCUGCCUUGGGUUGGUCGCAGGGUAGUUUUGGUUGCAUACAUGCCGUCUUUUGCUGAAAGGCUCAGCCGUGGCGACAGGUCUUCUUUGUCUGAGCUUGGAUUUGUUUUCCGACACUUUGCAGGCCCGAGCAGUGGCCCUUUGAAGGACAUUCGCGCUGAACCAGCGGCCUCGGCACAUGAUCGUUCUACCGCUGAGGACUUCUUGAUCUUGGAGCUGUGUGCAGGUCACGCGGUUCUUUCACGAACGGCUGAUUCACUUGGAUUUCGAACUUUAUCGGUCGAUAACAAUCAGUUCCGGUCGCCUGGUAAGCAAGUCUUACGCCUUGACCUGUGUGAUCCAGCCAACAUUGACUAUCUUCUUGAAAUAAUUUCUGCAGAGGAAGGCAAACUAGCCAUGGUCUUCUUGUCUCUGCCCUCGGGCACGGCCAGUGUCUCUCGAGGCAAACAUAUCAAGAAGUGGGAGGAGCAAGGCUAUCAACUGCCUGUUGAGCUACGGAGCUCCACGCAUCCUGACAUGCUACCUGGGCUUUCUCCUCAGGAUCGCAAACGAGUCGAGGAUGCCAAUCAGCUCUACUUUGAGACAGCUCGGUUGGUCUUGGCUUCCGUCGGGCAGGAUGUUUUGACUGUUGUUGAGAAUCCUGACUCUUCCCUGUACUGGGCUACUUCUUUCUUUCAGUCCAUCACUUCGGUGUGUCCGGGGUUCUUCACCCGUUUUCACUUGUGUUGUCAUGGGGGUGCACGCCCUCGCUUGAUCCGCUUGUGGUCGUCCAAGGAUGUCUUCAGUUCGCUUGAGGCUCGUUGCGACAACUCGCUGCUUUCAGCUUUGGCAAAUCACAUCCAGGUCUCCUUGGCAGGUCCGUCGCCGCAGCAAUCCGUCGCAGCAAACGGCACUCAGGUGGAGCUUGUGACGAUUGGCAUUCCGUGUGAACCGUCCGAGUUCAUUCGAAGGGCCUUGAUCACGGGGAGCUCCAACCUGAGGAGGAUAAGCUUCAUUCCGCCAUGCCUGGCUACCUUGCACAGGUUUUGCAAGGCAAACGGCAAACGUCUUCUCCUGUUUAAGGAAAUGAUGCAGGCGGCCGGAUGUAGCGAUGAGCACCUUUUCAGGGACGUUGCAUCUGGCUUUCGUAUAUCCGGCUGGAUGCCGGCCACCGGCAACUCCGGACCUAAGGUCAGAGCACCAAGGAUGUCAGUGGACACCCUCAAAUUGCUUGCCCCUGGAUUGAACAAGACCGUGGUGUCUAAGCUUGCACGGCGCCAGGACUCAGAGCUUGAGGCAUCAGUGUGGCAAGAAACGCAGAAGGAGAUAGACUUAGGUUGGGUUUGGGUUUCGACCGAGAUCUCUCUUUGUAGCAUUGUCAUGCGCUUUGGUAUUGUCCAAAACGGUAAGGUUCGCUUGAUUGAUGACUGUACAAUCUCGUGCCUCAACUUGACGGUUGGGCUUUGCGAAAGGUUCGAGCUACACACUAUUGACAAGCUUGCUGCGAUUCUGUCUUGUGCGCUUGAGAGGACUCCUGCCUCAGGCUUGUCAGGCUGGGUUGGGAGAAAUUAUGAUCUUAAGUCCGCGUACAAGCAGUACGGUGUGCACCCAGUUGAUCGCGCCUUGGUGAGACUGGCAGUCAAUAAACCAGGGGAGGAAGAGCCACUUCUCCUUGGUCUGAACGCACUGCCUUUUGGAUCUGUAGCGUCCGUGAGUGCUUUCCUGCGUGUAUCGUUCGCCAUCUGGAAGAUAGGAGUUGUUCUUGCAAAGAUAGUGUGGACUGCGUAUUUUGACGAUUUUACGAAUGUCUGCAGGAACAUCUUGAAGGACAAUACUGCUUGGGUCAUCGAGUGCUUGUUUGAUCUGUUAGGGGUUCGCUUCGACAGGUCAGGUAAGAAAGCAAUUGACCAUGCAACCUCCUUUGCAACUCUCGGUUUGCAAGUGGACCUUUCAAAUACAGAGGAUCGUGUGAUUCUUGUCGGCCACACCGACAAACGGCGCGACGAGCUAUGCACUGCACUCAACGAAGUUCUUGAACGGGGUGAGAUGGAGCCUAGGCCUUUCGAGAGGCUGAAGGGUCGCAUGGUUUUCUUCGAAGGCUACAGCUUCGGAAGGGUGAGCAACCAAGCUGUCAGGACUUUGUCGAGAGCUUGCAAACACAAGAACUCGGCCGUUCCCUUGAAUGCUCUACACAGGUCUGCAUUGCAAUUCUUGAUCGAGCGAACUAAGUCAGCUGAGCCAUUGAGGGUUCAGCCGUGCCUCCGGGCAACUUGGAUUCUCUUCACGGACGGAGCUUGUGAGGCUGAGAAAUCUUGGGGUGGCAUCGGAGGUGUCCUCUUUGCCCCGAAUGGCAGCUGUGCUGGCUACUUCGGUGAGUCGGUCCCAGACGAGCUCAUGAAACAACUCCUGUCCUUUUCGACGAAUCCAAUCUUCGAGCUUGAGAUUGCUCCAAUCUUGAUUGCAUAUGAACUGUGGAAGGGUCUUAUCCAGGGAGCACAACUUGUGUGUUAUCUUGAUAACGAGGGAGCGCGCUACUCUUGCAUCCGUUGCUUUGCAGAUACCUCGAGUGUCGCUGACGAUUGGGUGCGAGGCAUCCUUCAUCUUGAAUCCCAAGCGCGUGUGAACGUGUGGUACGGUGCAGAGGCUUUGCAGGUACAGGUCGCGUCCGACCUGGGCCACUCUCCUUUCAAGAAGGGGGUGACUCCAGGGAUCGCGGCAUCCCCCAGUGCGGAAAACGAAGACCUGUUUUGCCUCUGCUUGAUUUGA